GUUCAGGGUGUCCUGGCAGCAGGCAGCUCCUUUGCUCCACCCUCUGCCCUGCACGCCGGCUCGUCCGGCUUACCGAGAAUUUGCUGCGCCCGAGCUGCCGGCGACGGGGACCCGAUCGGUGCGGCUGCUCGGGUGGGAGCCGGGCCCCCAGCAUGAAGCACUUCUCCUGCGAGCCGCGGGCAGCCUUCGCUGUGCUCUUCCUCACCACCAUGCUCCAGCGUUCCUGCUCAGCAGCUGAAGAUGUCUCCAAUGUUUCAACAAGCUCCAUGCUCACAACUGAGUACGAAGCACCAUGUCUUAACAUGAACUUCUGCGCGCAAGCGGCCACGUGCUGCCCGACGGGGGUGGACGAUUACGGGUGGAUCGCAGCCGCCGUUGGCUGGAGCCUCUGGUUUCUGACUCUCAUCCUGCUCUGCGUGGACAAGGUCACCAAACUCCGGCCCGACGAACCCAAGUAUCUGGUGGCCUGAAGCAGGGCGAGCCAGCAAGCGGCAGCGCCCGGGAGCAGUGCGGUGCACAGGCUGACCAAGCAUUUCAAGCACUUCCCUAGAAAAAAAAAAAAAAAAAAAAACAAAACAACAAAAAAACCAAAACCAACAAAAAAAAAAAAAAAAAACCAAACCAAAACCAAACAACAAAACCAAAAAAAUGAACCUUCAGCCAAAAAAGGCCAGCUCUGAGUGAGUCACCUGCUGGGGCUUCAUCCUUCUGGGCAGGUCAGAGCUACCAGCCCAGGUGUGGAGCAGGGAAGUCCCUGCAAACCAUCACGGAUGUCCCCCAGUGCACAGAAAACCUUUUCCCCGGGCCCUUUCGUGCUUGCUGUGGGUGCGCCAGCAGCAACGAGGUGCUGAAGGACCCACUGCCAGGCUGUAGCACGUCGCCCUAAGGCAACCCAGUGCAUCACCUUUGACUCUGGAACAGCAAGUGGGCAAAUAAAGCUAUUUUCUGGAGGAUCAACGUUACCAGGUCCAUUACUAACCUGUAGUCCAGGUUACAUCAGUGAGUGGAUGUAACUCAUUGACUAUACUGAGUCAUCCUCACUCACUAAACUGCCACCUUUUAAAGUCUAUUAACUGAUACCAGUGAAAACUCUGUAAUGGAAACUUAAGAAUUGUUUGGGUUGGUUUGAAAUGAAAACUGGCUUUUCCAGAGCCGUUUAUAUGUGAAUGGUUUUGUAGGAAUUGAACGUUGGUUGUAUUUAUUCAGCUUGCGCCUGCCUGUGUAACGAAGCCAAGCUGAACUGUGGCAAGUGGGUUUAAACCAGCGUAUCCGAUUCAUGCACAAAACUGCUCCUAUUUAUGCAAGAUGAUAAUAAACGUUCUUAUUUAUGGAAA
This is a messenger RNA of Tyto alba (common barn owl), 1334 nucleotides long. RefSeq names its product transmembrane protein 213 (gene TMEM213). Lineage: Eukaryota; Metazoa; Chordata; Aves; Strigiformes; Tytonidae. The record is from RefSeq and is a predicted model, not a curated record. The coding region runs from base 153 to 470 and encodes 105 amino acids. The transcript is spliced from 3 exons.